Molecule: messenger RNA, 1477 nt
Organism: Cicer arietinum (chickpea)
Lineage: Eukaryota; Viridiplantae; Streptophyta; Magnoliopsida; Fabales; Fabaceae
Product: ribosome biogenesis protein BRX1 homolog 1-like
Biological process (GO): ribosomal large subunit assembly; rRNA processing
Cellular component (GO): nucleolus
Molecular function (GO): rRNA binding
Source: RefSeq, a predicted model, not a curated record
ACAUUCCAAUAACGAAAGGUGAAAACCCUUUCCUUUGCUUUCUUUGCCACAAUCAAUCGUUGCCGUCGCUGCCGGCCGGGAUUAUCCACCAACGGUUCUUCCUCUCAUCCUUCAGCAAACACUCAGAUUUCCAGCUGAAAAAUAUGGGAAAGAAGAGAAAGCGUAGUGAAAAGGCUGAAGCUGUGGCAGUCCCUAAAAAAGAUGAUGCUGCUCCAGAAAGACCAGUUAGGACACUUUUGGGAUGGAAGGAUAAGAAUGAAACUGAAGUUAAGGAUAAUGAGGAUUCACAUUCACCUGUAUUUAGGAACAAAGAGAAAGUCUUGGUCACUUGCUCUAGACGUAUUAUUUACAGGUACCGACAUUUGAUGUUGAACUUGGUAUCGCUUCUGCCUCAUUGCAAGAAGGAUAACAAGGUUGAAUCAAAAGAAACUAAAGGUGCUACCUUGAACGAGCUUGUUGAGCUCAAAAACUGUUCAUCUUGUUUAUUUUUUGAGUGCAGGAAGGCAAAAGAUCUUUAUCUCUGGAUGGCAAAAUGCCCCAAUGGCCCAUCUGUAAAAUUUUUAGUUAGUGCUGUGCACACAAUGGAGGAAUUGAAGCUAACUGGGAACCACCUAAAAGGAUCCCGCCCUCUUUUGACGUUUUCAACAAAUUUUGAAAAAGAUGCACACUGGAAACUGUUGAAGGAGAUGCUGUUACAGAUAUUUGAAACACCAAAGGACCAUAGAAAGGCUAAGCCUUUCCAUGAUCACGUUUUCGUUUUCUCCAUAGUUGACGACCAUAUAUGGUUCCGAAAUUAUCAGAUCUCUGUUCCUCAUAAUGAGUCAGACAAAUUACCUCGAGGAGGCCUGGAUAAAAUGACAUUGAUUGAGGUUGGUCCACGGUUCUGCUUGAACCCAAUUAAAAUAUUUGGUGGCAGUUUUGGAGGCCCAACUUUAUAUGAGAAUCCAUUCUACGUGUCGCCAAACCAGAUUCGAGCUCUGCAGAAGAAGAAAAAGGCUGGAAAGUUUGCAAAGAAGGUCAAAGCAAAGACAAGGAGGAAAAUGCAUGAGAUGUCCAAUCCUCUAGAGCCUGAUGAGUUUGCAGAUAUGUGGAAAGAUUAAUCAUAAAAUCACCUGCCUCUUUUUUCACUAAAAGUAGGAAUGGGAAUUUCACCUUAUAUCCGUGACAUGAAAUGGUAAUUUUUGGUUGGAAGUCCAUUCUCCACAGCGGCUUUUGAUGUUGUGAAUUGCUUUAUAUUGUUCAAUUGGAGAGAUUUUGUAGCAUAUACUUCUAUUUAUUUUCUUUAAUUAUUGUGGGGGCUCUUUCCUACCCUGCCUUAGUGUACAAUAUAUUUAUGCGAUAUCUAUAUUCUUAAAAGAGUGUUGGUUGUGAGGUAGUGCUGACAAGAGAAUUUUGUAGUUUUUAGUCUGAGACUGAAUUGGCUUAUGCCUUAUGCUUACUGCUUUAAAGAUGGGUUAACCUUUGAAUGUGUUUCUUA